AUGGGCUCCAUCUCCAUUCCUAAGACAGUCGGUGGCGAUGACCACGGUUCCGAGUUUAGACGGGCUGGACUGCCCCAGAAUCCGGACGGCUGGAUUACUCGCGCUAGGGAGGUUGCAGCUAUACUCUCCCGCGAUGCAACACAGAGGGAUGUUGAGAACAGGUCACCAGUCGAAGAGAUUCAGCUGUUGAAAGCCGCCGGACUCACUCGAGCUCUAGGUCCCAAACAGUAUGGAGGAGGUGGUCAACCGUGGAGCGUCGGAUAUAAGCUCAUUCGAGAAGUAGCGAAAGGUGAUGGGUCACUCGGAAUGCUUCUAGGCUACCACCUUCUCUGGUCUACCACAGCGAACGUUGUCGGCACGGAUGAGCAAAAGCAUCGGAUCCAAAAGCUCAUCCUUGACAACGACUGGUUUGUUGGAGGUGCGGUCAACCCACGCAACUCUGACCUCAAAAUCACCUCUGAGGGUGACGAAAUUGUCUUCAACGGCUUCAAGAACUUCAAUACUGGUGGCGUUGUUUCCGACGCAACUAUUCUCGAAGGAGUUCUCGAAGGCACGGAAGAUCACAUCUUCACCAUCGUUCCAACUAGACAGCCCGGUAUCCAGUUCGGCCACGACUGGGACAAUGUUGGCAUGAGACUGACGGAGUCUGGAAGCGUACGCAUCGAAAACAUCCGCGUGCCAUGGGCCGAUGCAUUUGGUUGGUCUCCGUCGGAGAAGAGACCCAUCAAAGAGGUCCUUCAGAUUCCAUUCGCCACACUACUCCUGCCAACCAUUCAGCUUGUUUUCUCGAACUUCUAUCUCGGUAUAGGUCUUGGUGCACUUGACGAAGCGAAGAAAUGGACCACAACAAAGACGCGUGCAUGGCCGUAUGGCGGAGACAACAAGAAGAGCGCCACAGAUGAAUUCUACAUUCUCUCGAAGUAUGGCAACUACUUUGCUCAUCUAAGAGCUGCCGAGGCACUUGCAGAUCGUGCUGGCGAGGAAGUUGACUCUUUGUACGCUGAUCAUGGAGAAAAGCGGGACGUGAGUGCUGAGCGGCGAGGCCAUGUUGCUGAAUGGGUAGCCAGCAUAAAAGUUGUCGCGACCGAUGAAGCACUCAGGGUUGCAGCUGGUGUCUUCGAAGUGACUGGAGCUAGUGCAUCGGCAAAGAAGGUUGGUCUUGAUCGUUUCUGGCGAGAUGUGAGAACGCACACUUUGCAUGAUCCUGUGGCGUACAAGGAACGCGAGCUCGGACGAUACUUCUUACUUGAGGAGGUACCCGAGGCCACUUGGUAUACUUGA
Messenger RNA from Cyphellophora attinorum, 1281 nucleotides. RefSeq names its product Dibenzothiophene desulfurization enzyme C. The transcript has a single exon. Gene Ontology annotation, molecular function: flavin adenine dinucleotide binding; 3-methylbutanoyl-CoA dehydrogenase activity. NCBI's taxonomy places the organism in Eukaryota, Fungi, Ascomycota, Eurotiomycetes, Chaetothyriales, Cyphellophoraceae. Gene Ontology annotation, biological process: L-leucine catabolic process. The coding region runs from base 1 to 1281 and encodes 426 amino acids. The record is from RefSeq and is a predicted model, not a curated record.